Eucalyptus grandis is the source of this 1615-nucleotide messenger RNA. Its product is annotated as UDP-glucose 4-epimerase GEPI48. Gene Ontology annotation, cellular component: cytosol. Gene Ontology annotation, molecular function: UDP-glucose 4-epimerase activity; RNA binding. Gene Ontology annotation, biological process: rRNA processing; galactose metabolic process. NCBI's taxonomy places the organism in Eukaryota, Viridiplantae, Streptophyta, Magnoliopsida, Myrtales, Myrtaceae. The coding region runs from base 296 to 1348 and encodes 350 amino acids. The record is from RefSeq and is a predicted model, not a curated record. The transcript is spliced from 9 exons.
CAAAUCAAAUCCUCUCUGCUUCUCUCUGCUUCUCUCUCUCUCCAUCUCUUUCAACGCUCCGUCGCGCAAUCUGCAAUUAUUCUCUCAUCUAUUGAGAGCGCCUCUCUCUCUCUCUCUCCGCCCCCUAUAAAUGGCCGCCUCUUUCCGGGUUUCCCUCCAUCCCCUUGUCUGAUCGGGCGCAAACCCCUUCCUCGUCCCUCGCCCUCGUACCAAGUUUGAAUUUUUUUCUUUUUCCUCCGGUGCCCGGGCUUCCUCCUAGCCGCCUUCCCGUUCGGGGGUCGUCGGCGGCGGCGGCAUGGCGGCGCAGCCCAGCGUCCUCGUCACCGGCGGCUGCGGGUACAUUGGGAGCCACACCGUGCUCCAGCUCCUGCUCGGCGGCUUCCGGGCCACCGUCGUCGACAACCUGGACAACUCCUCGGAAAUCGCCGUCCGGAGAGUCAGGGAGCUCGCCGGCGAGUACGGCCCUAACCUCGACUUCCACAAGAUGGACCUUCGUGACAGACCAGCCCUCGAGGAACUAUUCGCCUCGACAAAGUUUGAUGCUGUCAUACACUUUGCUGGAUUGAAAGCAGUCGGCGAAAGUGUACAGAAACCGCUGCUUUAUUAUGAUAACAAUCUUAUUGGGACAAUUACUUUACUAGAAGUGAUGGCUUCCCAUGAAUGUAAAAAGCUUGUUUUCUCGUCAUCUGCUACAGUUUAUGGCUGGCCUAAGGAGGUCCCAUGCACGGAGGAGUUUCCCCUUUGUGCUACGAAUCCAUAUGGACGAACCAAGCUAAUUAUCGAAGAUAUUUGUCGUGAUGUCUACCGAGCGGAUUCUGAGUGGAAAAUCAUAUUGCUGAGAUACUUCAAUCCCGUGGGUGCAUAUCCCAGUGGCUACAUUGGUGAGGAUCCUCGUGGUAUUCCAAACAAUCUCAUGCCAUAUGUGCAGCAAGUUGCUGUUGGCAGGCGACCUGCCCUGACGGUUUUUGGAAAUGACUAUGCAACAGUAGAUGGUACAGGGGUCCGCGAUUACAUCCAUGUGGUUGACUUAGCAGAUGGACAUAUAGCAGCAUUACGCAAACUCGAUGAAUCUAAUGUCGGUUGUGAAGUGUACAACUUAGGAACAGGUAAAGGAACGUCAGUUUUGGAGAUGGUUGCUGCAUUUGAGAAGGCAUCUGGAAAGGAAAUUCCUCUUGUAAUGGCUGGAAGAAGACCUGGCGAUGCGGAAAUUGUGUAUGCUUCGACAGAGAAAGCUGAGCGCGAAUUGAAUUGGAAGGCAAAGUAUGGGAUUGAAGAGAUGUGUAGGGAUCAAUGGAACUGGGCCAGCCAAAACCCUUAUGGCUAUGGAUCUCCUGAGACGUCAGAUUGAAAGCCGAAAUUACUCAUAUGACCUGCUUUUUAGAUUUACUUUGGACGUUUACCCUAGAGACCUUUGGAGGUAGAUUCUUCCCAUUGUAUCUGCAGAAUCAUUAACCAACGAAGGAUGCAUUGUUCCUUUUCACCUACAUCUCAAGUUCAGUUGGCUGUAUAGUCUAUUGAACAAACUUGACAAAAUUGAUGUACUUUGAUAUUUAUGGGGGGAAAAGCGCAGUACGUACUUCUAAUGCUAUCUUAUGGCAUCAUGCAUUCUCGUGGC